This is a messenger RNA of Rhinocladiella mackenziei CBS 650.93, 3099 nucleotides long. RefSeq lists its product as uncharacterized. The transcript is spliced from 5 exons. Gene Ontology annotation, biological process: regulation of DNA-templated transcription. The coding region runs from base 1 to 3099 and encodes 1032 amino acids. Gene Ontology annotation, molecular function: zinc ion binding; DNA-binding transcription factor activity, RNA polymerase II-specific. Lineage: Eukaryota; Fungi; Ascomycota; Eurotiomycetes; Chaetothyriales; Herpotrichiellaceae. The record is from RefSeq and is a predicted model, not a curated record.
AUGUCAACACCACCUCCCCGGUCGCCCCGAAUCGACUAUGCCGCCAAAGUUCCGAAGAGACGAGCUAAUUCCUGCGUACCAUGUCGUGAAAGCAAGUCACGGUGCUCUGGAGGUAUUCCCUGUUCGACCUGUCAAAGGAAGCGCCAGAAACCUCGAUGCUUCUAUCGCACCAUAAUAACGAGAACGGGUGAAGACGGCGAGCUUUUUGGACGUAGUUACUCGGAGCAACUCCAAAAGGAGGGGUUUUCAUCGACCGCUCUGCAGGAUCUCGCAAAGAGGCUCGACCAAGCCGAUGAUGAAGGUCACUCUUCCUGUCCGAAUGAUGCCUUCUACGGGUGCUUUUCCCUCUCACGCAUUGUAGACGAGUUCAAGCUACUUUUGCCCUUUGAAGGAUCGAUUCAGGAUCUUGUUGCGUCAAUCCAAACCGUACCUGUCUUCAGGACUGGAUUCGAUGAUGAAGAAACUCCAAUGUCGAAAGGUUGGGGAAACCUGGGCCAAUUGCUUCGCGGAAUCGGCCUACGCACGUUCGUGGUUACGGAUGCCACUAGUGAACUGACACCAUCUCUGCGUCGCCUCUAUCUGAAAUACCUGUCGAUACGGCGGCUCCUCGAUUCGGGAAAGGUGGCGCGGGCCUGGGCCAACUUUCCCAGUAUCGUCCGCGAUGCUCAACUGAUGGGCUUGGACCGAGACAAAGGCUUGAGGGACUCUGCUGCGGAUGGGGAUGACACAGAGCCUCGCCGGCGCAUCUGGUGGCUUCUUAUGGAUCUCGAUGCUCAGCUCAGUUUCCUUCUCGGUCGACAACCUCUCAUAUCCCCUGCCUCAACCGUCCCGAAGCCGGCCGUUGAUGCGUCGCGGCGCGAGGUGAAAGAAUUGCACCACAAUAUCAUGGAUUUCUCGCAAUAUUUGGUAGAAGCCCUGGGCGAGAUGACUUCUGAUCGGUCUGAAAUAGGAACCGAAGGGGAAAGGCCUCCGCUAGAGACAAUCCCAGGCCAGAUAAAUUCCGAUCAGCCUGCGAAAAGGUCUACACUCGAGACAUACCUGUCGCGGCUCCAGCGACUGCAGUCGAAGCUCCCCCACCUUCCACGAAACGGAAUGGCCGAAAUAUCACUAUGGAUAGACAUAGCCGAACACCAACUCGAGGUCCAGCUCUUCUCGAUGGUCCUCAAUUGCCAAUUAUCUCGAUGGACACCGCCAGAACCAGCUCAACCCAUUAUUGAGAGGUACACCCCUUCCGCUCCAGAAUUGGGAACUCCUGGUAAUUUGCCCAAGCCGUCCUGCAAAAAUUAUCUCAAUGAGACACUUCAGUCAGGCCGAAGUAUUAUAGACACCUUUGACUAUAUCCAUUCCCUCGACCCUUCUAAGUCUACCUCUUCCUGGCCGCGCUGCUUCGGCGUAUUCUGCGCCGCCGUGAUCUUGGGCAUGGGUCGACUGGGUCGCAAGGUCGAUUUGGAAACAGACUCCACACGCAUUGAGCGAAUGCUCCAAAUUUUCCAAAAACUUUCCAAGAGAUCACCAGGGUCCCGAAUGCCUCAAAUGGCGGUCAAGAUACUCGGUGACAUUCUCGAGGGAAUCAAGGUCCUUGAUGGUCUUCCGGGGUCCAGAACGGACUUCUGCAUAACUUCAGCUGUUGGCGAGACCUCUUCAGUGACUCGGCCAAGACCGAAGGACAAGGUCGAAACGACAGACCCUGGUCCUCGAGUCCUCCUCAAACGUCCGAAGACAUCGACAUAUGAGGAAGACAUCGGAGCGCCAAAGCGCCAGAGAUAUAGCGAAAUUCAGUCAGGCUACGACACUUCCUUGCCCGAGAAUGCUUCACCGUGGCAGACGAGUCACGAGCAGCAAUACACCCAGCACAUAUCUGCGUUUCGUGAGAUGCCCCCGGCUCCAUUCCACGAGUCAUCUAGCCAAGACAGCUUUGCGCCGCCGCCGCCGUCGCAGCAACAGCUGGCGUUUCCUCCCGGUGCGUCAACGUCGUUCAAUGCAAGCGAGCAACUGGAAUACACCAAUGUAGGCUUCCCCUCGUCUCAUCCGGAUAACUCCUCGGAGAUUUUCUCGGUUCCCUGGUGGGUACAUCCACCAAUGAUGUUUCAUCCGCCUAUGUACCAUGAUGGAUGGCAAGGCCAGGACCUGACUUUUACCAUGAUGAAUGCCGAUGCCGCUCAACAUACGUUCUACUCUGAGACCUCAACCGUACCGGUAAGGGAACCACAUCCACUCGAUCCCAACAUACAUGAUGGUCAACAUAUUGGCCUGAGUGACAUCGGCCCUCCUCCAUCUCGGGGUGAGCCUGUACCUCUGAGCGAUCCCAAAGCUGUUCAAGCAGCGGGCAGCAUGCAAGUAGGCGUGGAACGUCCUCGCGAACGGCAAGAUGGCCACUUCUACGAUGAUACUGGGGAAUGUUAUUCAAGCCAGGAUCAUCCGGCCAGUUCUCCCUCUCUUGGAGGGGAUUUCUCGCAUAAAGAGGGCAUUUUCGGCCGCCCCGCGGCCGCUACUCGUCGUCGAAGCGCCGUUGAUGAAUAUCAGCGAAAGGGCAGUGGAUGGCCGAUGGACACGCCACCAAUUUUUACUAACAAGAUGGGCAAGGGCAAACACAAGGACGGAAUCUAUACACCUCAGACGCCUCCACAUGGAAGCUUACUCUCUCCUGUCAGCGAAGACGAGUCUAAAUCACGCCGCCAUUCGUCGACGCCUAGGCAGAUUGCGAGGCCAGCUCUACCGGCAUCGCUAGAGACGCGUUCUGAUGUGCCCACGCAGGAACAGCAGCACAUGUCUCUACGUAGCAUAGACGAGGAGAACUACACCCCUCUCCGAAAACACUCAGUGGUACAUACUCCUGAGGUCGGGAUGGCGGAUACCACGCCGCGAGGAGAGGCGAGGGUGGAGCAUGCAAGAGACCACGCUGGACAGCACGGUUGGCGAGACCAACCCCAAUCUCAAAGUGCCUUUGACACGACUGGACCAGUGCCAAUGCCUUACGAUAUGGAGAUGACAACUCAGGGGAUGGGAUAUGAUCAGGACUUUCAUCGGCAUCUUCCCUCCACGAAGGUCGUCACAACAGGACCGUUUACUGGAGAAGGGCAUCAUUGGUGGUCCAGAUGA